Pisolithus orientalis is the source of this 1954-nucleotide messenger RNA. RefSeq names its product aldehyde dehydrogenase. The record is from RefSeq and is a predicted model, not a curated record. NCBI's taxonomy places the organism in Eukaryota, Fungi, Basidiomycota, Agaricomycetes, Boletales, Pisolithaceae. Gene Ontology annotation, molecular function: aldehyde dehydrogenase (NAD+) activity. The transcript has 14 exons. The coding region runs from base 9 to 1532 and encodes 507 amino acids.
GUCCCACUAUGAUCAGGCCAAAAACUCGUCCAGCUGCCAGGUCUUGGUUUCACGUCGCUCAGUACAAGACCGCCGCAGCCCAAUCGAGCGAACCCUUACUAGAACCCCUCCUUGUUCGUAACCCUGCCACCGGUGAUAUAAUUUCUUUAAUAGAGCCUCCAACAUCCGAAGCAGUCGACGAAGCAGCUUCCCCCCUUUCGCGGUCGAAUGUCCUGUCAAAGCUGGCUCAGUUGUUAGAGGAGCGCGUCUCUGACAUGGCUCGAAUCGAAACCUUACAGACAGGAAGAGCCAUUCGCGAAAUGAACGCUCAGAUAGGUCGUCUACCCGAAUGGCUCCGCUAUUUCGCAGCUUUAUUGCGAACCCAUCAGGGAUUCAUAGCACCCACUCAAGGGAAGUUGCUGAAUUACGUGAACCGGGUGCCCCUCGGCGUUGUCGCUCAAAUAACGCCCUUCAACCACCCUUUACUCAUCGCUGUGAAGAAACUUGCACCUGCGCUGGCGGCGGGUAACAGCGUGCUUGUAAAACCUUCCGAGCUUGCCCCACUUUCGUUGCUGGAAUUUUCCGAACUCGCAAGCGCUGCUGGAUUACCUGAUGGGGUAUUCACCGUUCUACCUGGACGUGGGCCCUCCACCGGAGCACAGCUUGCAUCUCACUCACUUGUCCGAAAAGUGGAUAUUACAGCCGGGACACAAACUGGCCGCUCAAUCGGAGCUAUAGUUGGGUCAAACUUGGCUGCUUUCACAGCCGAGCUGGGUGGUAAAGCGCCAGUCGUUGUCUUCAAUGAUGCGGACCUUCUUUCUGCAGUUAACGGUGUUGCGUUCGCAUCCUUUAUUGCUUCUGGUCAAACAUGUGUUUCUGGCACACGCAUAAUCAUCCAGGACAAAAUUUACCACAAUUUCAUGAAAGUAUUCCUAGAAAAGGUCGGAAGUAUCGCUCGGAGGAUUGGAAACCCAUCGAACCCCAUGUCUUCGAUGGGUACUGUAAUAUCGGAACAUCAUCUUGAACGUAUACAUCGGAUGGUGAGUAGUCGUAACAGCGGAAAAGUUCUCAUUGGGGGGUAUCGGAUGUCUGGUAUAUCACCCCUCGAUGAUUUUGACUUGUCUCGCGGAUGCUUUUACCACCCCACUGUGAUCGAAGACGUGGAUGUCCAAGACGAAAUAUGGGAAGAAGAAAUUUUCGGACCCGUAGUUGUGGUUAAGAAGUUCGCGGGCGAGGCGGAGGGCGUGGCGCUUGCGAACAUGUCCAAGUAUGGACUUGGGGCUGGUGUCUGGACCAGCAAUUUAUCACAAGCGCACCGUGUCGCAGACUCUAUUCAGGCAGGCCUUGUAUGGAUCAAUACACAUCAUCGCAAUGAUCCUAGUUCCCCUUGGGGCGGUAUGAAAGAAAGUGGCAUUGGCAGGGAAAAUGGCAUCGAAGCUCUGGAAGCGUAUUCGCAGAGUAAAUCCGUUAUAGUGAAUACGGCGACUGCCGAAGAAUCCCAAGUGCAAGAUGACUGGUUUAGUGAAGUAGGGAACAAAAGGCGAUACGGAUAAGUGCUUGUGUUACAUCAGAUACGUACUUGGCGUGCUAGACAUCGAGAUACAGAAGUGGGGUUGUGAUGCAAUGGUGGCUACUCUGUUGUCUUCACAGCUUCCUUAGCUACAGGCUGUCACAUACGUCAGUUUGGCGUCGUGGGUACAUGGCAAGUACAAUUACCUGUGUUUGUUCCAUUGGUGGUUCGUCUACGAAGUCAGGGACUUUAUUGAGAUCAGUUAAAUAUGAUCCGCCUUCCUCAUCGUCCUCAAGUUGGAGGGCGUCCAAUUCUGUGCCAAUCGAGGUGACGAUAGUUUCUGCGUCUCCACUGAAAUACUUACCUGCUUCAAGAUCAGCCUCGUCAAUCACAUCAGGUACGGCAUAAGAGCGUGCCAGCGACUCCUGUAUUUCGUUAGCCUGCUCUACCAGAUCUUCCAGCUCG